Thecamonas trahens ATCC 50062 is the source of this 3006-nucleotide messenger RNA. RefSeq lists its product as uncharacterized. The record is from RefSeq and is a predicted model, not a curated record. NCBI's taxonomy places the organism in Eukaryota, Apusomonadida, Apusomonadidae. The transcript has a single exon. Bases 1 to 2739 code for a protein of 912 amino acids.
AUGGACUCUCCUGUGCAGCAGCUGCACCUGCGUGGCGUGCGGCGGCGGCAUGUGGGAACAGACGGAAGUGCCGACAUACUCUCGCAUGGCUGGCUCGUCCAUCAGGUGGCGACUAAGUUCAAGCGCAUCAUUAUCUUCCUCGGCGUCAUCUUUACGCUUGUGGGCGCACACCUACUCAUUACCUCGCUGCUCAGCCGGCCACCGACAUGGCUCCAAGGCGAGCUGCUGACCUUUACCCAGUCGCUCCUCAUCCUCUCUGUCGUCUCGUUCCUCAUCGUCCUCGUCUGCGCCAUGAAGUAUCACCAGCGGACGCAAGAACGGUUCGCCUCGCUUCUCGAGGAGCAACAGCGAGCCGACGCCAGGCUGCAGUCAGCUCGCCGAGUCACGACUGGGUCGGCCGCGGCCGCACAGGCCGGCGAUGGCGUCGAGCUGGAGGCCCGGCUCGACUCGGGCCGCAAGCCGGCGACCACCUCACUCCUUCCUCCGGGCAUGCGCGGCGCAGCGCACUACUACGACCAGGCCUACGAGGUGACCAUGGUUGGCGACGAGUACGUGUUCUACGACGGCUCUACUGAGUAUGUUCUCGACCUGCAGCCGGUCAUCCCGGCUGCCAAGGCCAAGGCCAUGAAGGGUCCGCCGCCGCUGGUGGACACCCGCCGGGCGCGGUCGUCAUCCAUCGCCUCGAUGGCUGGCUUCCGCAAGGAGGAUACGCCUGGAGAUCGGGUCAAGUCGCCGCUCUCGCCCCACUCGUGUGUCCGAGUCCCGAUCGGCAUUACCGAGCUAGAGCAUGAUCUCAACGAGACCAAGCGACUGGUCUUUAUGCACAUUCUGGCGCACUCGCGUGACAGCGCGUGUGCCACCGCCACGCCGGGCCGCCGGGCCCGCGCGGCGUCGGUUGCCUCGUUCAAGGGCAAGGAGGAGUCGGACUCGUCCGACCCGGAAGAUGCCAUUGAGGAGGGGCCGUCGGACGCGACCGGGGUCUCGGGCGACUCGGGGCCCAUUGACGACUCGCUUGUUCACAUGAUGGAGUCUUGGCUCCUCGACGACCUUAAGACCUGGCAGCGCCGGGCCGCCAAGCUCCAGGCGUCGCGGAGCCAGACGGGCGAAGUGGACUCUGGUGUCCAGUUCUGCGCCUAUCCUGACGACGAACUGUACUCGGACGAGUGCGAGUCAACGGGCCGGGGAGGGAGUGGCGGCAGCACAGGCAAUGCCGAUGGCGACGACGACAACGACGCUGACAACGGCGACCUUGUGGUCAACACCUCGUUCCGCUCGGCGCGAUCGGGCGAGUGGCCGCUGAACGCCAGCUCGCCUGCCUUCCUCACGCCGCAAGUAGCUAUCGAGGCUGACGAUGCCAACGGCGACGGCGGCGAUCACAUCACGCCGCUGCCUGGACGGCCGCCGCGUCGGAUUGGUGCGCAGAGCAGAUCCGGUCGCGGACGCAAGGACUCGAUGUACUACGAUGCUGAGCCGUCACUCACUGGCGCUCGGCUCACUCCACAUGGCUCGAGCGGGUCGUCCCUGACAGUACGGAGUCGGCGGCGGCGGAAGCACCGCCGGCGAAACGAGCAGGACGACGAGAAGCGGCAGUCGCACAACUUUAACGACACGCUCUCCGACUGGGGCGAGUCGUGGACGGGCGACGAGUUCCACUCGAUCGACGAUCUUCUUGCGUCAGCCGGCGCAACGCCGGCCCAUCCGGACGAGGUCGCGUUUGCCAACAACUUUGUGGCGGCUGAGCCUGACAGUGAGUCGACUGACGAGAGCGCGUCGCGCGGUGCGGGCGAGCAGGUCGGACGUAGUCGAGCCCAGGCUCGGGCCCGCAAGCCUGCGCAAACAACGCCGCCAGCAAGGACGUCCGCCAGCCUACCUUCGGUCGCGUCGUCGGCGUUAUCAUCAGGUUCGGGCGACGGAUGGUUCGGCAAGUCAUCGGUGUCGUCCGAGCCGCGGUCGGAUGCCGGUGAAAGCGUAGCGAGCGCCUCUGGCGCCGCAAGCCCGGUAGCGGACGCCAGUGCAGAGAUACAGGCUGUUGCGCUCGAGAACAUCCCCCCGCUGUGGCACGGUCCGCUGAGGGUCACGCUGCUCGGAGUGUGUGACAUGGCACUCAACACGCCGGUUCCGUUCGAGAAUGAGCACUUUAAGGGCACCAUCAUGCUCCGGCUCCGCAACGCGAUCGACGCCGACCCGGACGACCCGUACUUUGAGGGAAAGUCACGGGUGUUUGCCAUUGAGGUCGACGGCUCGUUCAAGAACAACGUUAACGGCAACGACGUGCUCUACGGUGCAGCCUUUGAAGCACCGAUUGUCUUUCCGCGCGGCUUCUCGCUCGCGGUCCGGUGUGCAUCGGCCGUCGACCCCGGCCUGCGCAUCGAAUGGAAGACCGAUACGCCGUCGUUUCUCUCGCCGCUCCUGUGCUCGAUGAACGAGAUCCAUGGCCCGGGCAUGCCCGACGAGCUCUCGGUCGAGCAGCGGCGCAAGUACUUUAAGACCGAGGCGAACCGCGCAGCGUUUGAGUUCAAGACUGACGCAUCGUACUCGUUUCGCAUUUAUGGCAACGUCAUGGACUGGGCCCAGUUCAACGCCAAGCUCGGCCCGUUCAAGGUCAACGCGCUCGGGUACCUUAACAAGCAGCCAAUCACCCUGCAAGCCUCGUCGCCAUCGACCGGUGCCGUCUACUUUGGGCUUCGGUUCUACCACAAGGGCCUGGAUCCCACGGCGUGGCCGGACUAUGCCCCGUAGCAGGAAGUGCCCAUGUGCGUUGUGCUUAUUGGUCUUCGCUCGACUCAGUGUAGGUCUGGGAGGCGGUGGUGGGCACCCGCGCCCGUCUCGCUCUCUUGAGCAGCUGCUGGAACCGCCCAAAGCCCUUCCGGCACUCGGGCCGGGUGAGCGCGGAGAGAGGCGGCUUCAUGAUGGCACUGCUGUAGAAAAUGACGAGCUUGCUCUUCGCCCGCGACGCGGCGACGUUGAUCCGCUGGUCGUCGAAGAUAAAGCCGGCCUCGACGUCGA